CUUUCCGUUUUUCUUUCUUUUUAUCUCUCAAAUAUACAUCCGCCAUGUCGGUGGCAGCACCAAGAGCAAUUGCGGAUAUACCUGGCCAUGACGUCAGUGUCCGACCUGAGGAUCGUGAGCGUGGAUUUGAAGAGAACGGAGACUCCCCAGAUCUACAGCUGAAAAAGGUGUUUUCCGAUUUAUGUAUGGCAUGUCGAAGGGGCGAUUUAGAGGCUGUAGAUGCGUUGCUUUCCACGCCGAAUUUGGAUAUCAACCAGGUAGACGAGUUUGACUACUCUCCAUUGAUAUUGCUGUCCUUGUGUGGCCACUUGCCAGUUGUAGAGUUGCUUCUUUCUAGAGGUGCUAUUUGCGACAGAGACACUUUUGAGGGAGCCCGUUGUAUUUAUGGGGCUUUGACUGAUGAAAUUAGAGACUUGCUUAUUAGUUUCGACAUCUCGAAGGCUGUGGAUACUAAACAGUCGUUUGCCACAGAUAUUUCUAAUUUGAUCAGUGCGAGAACUGGGGCUCCUACGAGAGAUAUAGUAUUCUAUUUUCCUCAUGUUCAUGGUGUCUUGUCACGGGGAUACCAGUCUUUCAGGUUGCAUCGUUUUCUUUUAGCUGCUAGGAGUAUCUAUUUCCAAGAAAAACUUGCCGGUGAAUGGGCCAGUAGCGUGGCUGUAGAAUUGCCCUCCAGCAUCGAUCCUAUUGCUUUCAGAAUUGUUGUAGAUUUCAUCUACUUCAAAGCCAAUUCUCUACCCACUGAAGAUAUCGAUCUUCAGGACAAGUUAAUUGACUUGGCCGAACAAUUUGCAUUGUACGACUUGGCCGAAGGUGUUAAGCGGAUUCAGGAUUCUACCAAGGAGAGGGAACGGUCUAAAAUCAAGUACGAUUUGGCAUUUAAGUUUUCCGAGGAAGGUAGACGUGAUUUGGACAGAUUCUUAAACAGACACAUAAUUUCAGACAAGAUAGUAACUCGGCUCACUCUUGAGGACGAUAUCGACUUUGAAGAUAUACAGGUUGCUGAGAUCAUUACUCGCGAUCAAAAGAAGAAGUUGAUGGGCUCUGCAUCUUUCCCAGAUAUCAUUUUGUCUGCCAUAGAUGCAGAUACUGAGUCUGUGGUCUUCUAUCCAGUGCAUAAGUCUAUCAUCUCACGGUCGGAAUACUUUGAUACGAUGUUGAAGUCGGAAAUUUUUAUCAAUGAACACAAGGAGUUGCCCUACUUUAAGUCGUAUGAAAAGUCCUCGAACCUUGAAGUCAUUAAUAGGCCGCAGUUCCAACCAGACCAUCUUCCAGUAAUCCAGAUUUCUAACAGUAGUGCCAGCCAAGAUGUAGCAGAGAUGGUGUUGUGCUAUCUAUAUCACGAUGAUAUCCCCAAUAUUCCUUUACUUUUGGCAGUGGAUUUGUUGUUUGCAUCAGAUGAGUUGUUUUUAGAUAGACUCAAGACUAUCUGCUCUGUAAGAAUAGCAUCUUCCUUCGACAAGUUCACUCCUGGUGACUUCGACUCAUUGAAACCCUUAGUUGGCUAUGAUGCCUACGAUCUUGUCAGGGUGUCAUGGGAAGCAAGAAGCGAUAAACUUGAACAGCAUGUCACCAAAAUGAUUGCCUAUAACUUGGAGAACAUUUUCAAGAACGAUGUACAGAAGGAGUUGCUUGCUACCUUAGUCAAUGAGAGUGCGCUGCGAAUCCAGGAAAGACAGGAUACCGACACAAUUGAAUUGAUUGAUGACAUAAGAUACUACUUGCAGAAGAAGUAUGCUGUCAGCGAUGAAUACGAUGACCUUGAUCCAGGGCUACAAUUCCGUGACCAGGACGAGAGAGACGAUAUUAGAAUCUAUAAGAAUGCUGUAGCCAACUUCAAUCGCGACAUAGAGAUGAUAGACCAUAUACUUGACGGAUUGCAGUUGGAUGCUUAAGUAGAAAUGAAUUUACAUAUUCAUGCU
Scheffersomyces stipitis CBS 6054 is the source of this 1919-nucleotide messenger RNA. RefSeq lists its product as uncharacterized. Gene Ontology annotation, cellular component: ubiquitin ligase complex; cytoplasm. Gene Ontology annotation, molecular function: protein binding. The transcript has a single exon. The record is from RefSeq and is a predicted model, not a curated record. Bases 45 to 1892 code for a protein of 615 amino acids. NCBI's taxonomy places the organism in Eukaryota, Fungi, Ascomycota, Pichiomycetes, Serinales, Debaryomycetaceae.